AUGGCAACGGACCCGGUAACGACACCAACGACGACGACUGCAACGACACCUGCAAAGAAGACUCUCCUCCGUCCUCGGCCGACAACAACGUCUGUAUUCACGCCUCCGACAGACACAAGCACAAGCACAAGCAAGGACACCCACAACCACACCCCCAACCAAGCUCUAAACCCCGACGCCGACCACCACCACCACCCCCCCACCGCAACCCCCACCCGCAAAAUGAACAGCGUCGUCCUCAGCCGGCCGCUGGGCGUAUAUUACGCCCGCGGCUUCUCGAGCCUCUCCAGCUUCUCAUCCUUCUUCCGCCUCAAGCCGCGCAUCCCCAGCAGCAGCAGCAGCAGCAGCAGCAUCAGCGGCAGCAACAACAGUAGCAACAGCCACAUCGCCAAACAGCAGCUACACGGCCAGGCCGCAGUGGGGUUCCGCGCGAAUACGCAUUGCCGCUUCAAGAGUGUCUCGCCCCUUUCGCCCGGCGCAAGCUCGGCUUCGACGUCUACGACGACUGUUGGUGAGGAGAAGGAGGAGAUGACGGUCAAGAAGGUGCCGAUGAGGGGCGCGGUCAAGAUUGUGGAGGUGGGCGCGAGAGAUGGGUUGCAGAAUGAGCAGGGCGUGGUGCCGACGGAGACGAAGAUUGAGCUCAUUGAGAGGCUGAGUGGGGCGGGGCUGAGGCAUAUUGAGGCGGGAUCGUUUGUGAGCCCAAAAUGGGUCCCCCAAAUGGCCGACACCCCCCAAAUCCACACCCACCUCAACAGCCACCCGCCAGCUGCGCCCGUGCCCGUAACCUACAGCUACCUCACCCCCAACAUGCAAGGGCUCACCUCGUACCUGGCCACCCCCGCCCCUGCCCCCUCUUCCACCACCAACCAGCACACCUCCGAGAUCGCAAUCUUCGCCUCCGCCUCCGAGGGCUUCUCAAAGCAGAACAUCAACUGCACAAUCGCCGAGUCGCUCGGGCGCUUCCGCCCUGUGGUCGAGCGCGCGCGCGAACAGGGCAUCGCCGUCCGCGGAUACGUCAGCAUGGUCAUUGAGUGUCCCUACGACGGGCCGACGCCGCCGGCGAAGGUGGCGGAUGUGGUGGAGGAGCUGCUGAAGAUGGGGUGUUAUGAGGUGUCGUUGGGGGAUACGAACGGUGUUGGGACGCCUGGUACGGUUGGAACGCUGGUGAAUUAUCUGAUCAAGGAACGCCACCUGCCGGCCGAGAAGCUGGCGGCGCACUUCCACGACACGUAUGGGCAGGCGAUUGUGAACUGCCUGGUUGCGCUGGAGGCGGGGAUUAGGACGUUUGAUAGUAGCAUUGCAGGGCUGGGAGGGUGUCCGUAUUCUAAGGGUGCUACGGGGAAUGUGGCGACGGAGGAUUUGGUGUAUUUUCUCGAGGGCACAGGCGUGAGCACGAAUGUGGAUCUGCAGAAGAUUGUGGAGAUUGGGGAUUGGAUCUCGGGCGUGCUGGGGCGAAGGAACGAUAGUAAGGUGGGCACGGCGCUGAUGGCGAGGAGGGGGGCUCGGUUGUAG
Molecule: messenger RNA, 1512 nt
Organism: Morchella sextelata
Lineage: Eukaryota; Fungi; Ascomycota; Pezizomycetes; Pezizales; Morchellaceae
Exons: 5
Coding region: 1-1512 (503 amino acids)
Biological process (GO): ketone body biosynthetic process; L-leucine catabolic process
Molecular function (GO): hydroxymethylglutaryl-CoA lyase activity
Source: RefSeq, a predicted model, not a curated record